Lindgomyces ingoldianus is the source of this 405-nucleotide messenger RNA. RefSeq lists its product as uncharacterized. The coding region runs from base 1 to 405 and encodes 134 amino acids. Lineage: Eukaryota; Fungi; Ascomycota; Dothideomycetes; Pleosporales; Lindgomycetaceae. The record is from RefSeq and is a predicted model, not a curated record. The transcript is spliced from 2 exons.
AUGGCCACGUACUAUAUGUACUUCCCGUUCCUCACCUGUGAAGUCAGGUGUGGCGCUGUGGCGCUUGACAUCGCCGACCGACAGAAUGCGCACAGCAUGACGCUCGCAGUAAGGGCCGUCGUCGAGCUUUUCCGGCUCGUCAAGCGCGAGAAGGAGAUCCAUCGGAAAUCCUCGCCUUCUCCCUUCACGGCUCUAGAGGGGAAUGAGAAAUGGACGGCGCACAAAUUCACGAAGAAUGUUUAUGAUGCGUGGAUGCUAACUCACUUUAAAAGACUCUGCUUAGCUGUUGAUCAUUUGCCCCCUGAGUUAGAUUUUGGUGUCCCACCACUCCUGCAAGGCUCUGGGCUUUCGCAAGGCUUAGAAUCCCAUCAUCUCUCGCAAUCCUUAGCGGAGUCGGCCUCUUAG